Molecule: messenger RNA, 4185 nt
Organism: Rhinolophus ferrumequinum (greater horseshoe bat)
Lineage: Eukaryota; Metazoa; Chordata; Mammalia; Chiroptera; Rhinolophidae
Gene: ZNF831
Product: zinc finger protein 831
Exons: 5
Coding region: 91-4185 (1364 amino acids)
Source: RefSeq, a predicted model, not a curated record
CGGUUCUCGGGAGAACGCGGCAGCCCCCCCUGCCUGUGGACUGACCACUGAAAGGUGACCCGGCAUCCUGGGUCAUCCAGAUGAUGUGCGAUGGAGGUGCCAGAACUCAACUGCCUUGCCUCACCUGCUGGGGACCAGCCAGCUCCUGCUCCUGGACCCCCAGGAACCCCUGGUGGGCAGGCCUUGCCUCGCCUGACCCUGGGCCCUGUCAUUCUGCCACCGGAGCAGGGCCUGGCCCCGGCUGUGUUCCUGAAGGCCCUGCCCAUCCCACUGUACCACACGGUGCCUCCCGGGGGCCUCCAGCCACGUGCCCCCUUAGUGACAGGCAGCCUGGACGGGGGCAGCGUGCCCUUCAUUCUCAGCCCCCUGUUGCAGCCUGAAGGACCUGGCCCUCCCCAGGUCGGGAAGCCGACCGCCCCAACACUCACAGUGAAUAUCGUGGGUGCUCUGCCUGUCCUGUCACCGAGCCUGGGGCCCGCACUGGGCAGCCCGGGCAAGGUGCGCAGUGCCGGCAAGCACCUGUGCCCACACUGUGGCCGGGACUGCCUGAAGCCCAGUGUUCUGGAAAAGCACAUCCGGUCCCACACGGGGGAGAGGCCCUUCCCAUGUGCCAGCUGUGGCAUCGCUUUUAAGACCCAGAGCAACCUGUAUAAGCACAGACGCACCCAGACGCACCUCAACAACUCUCGGCUGUCCUCGGAGUCUGAUGGCGCCGGGGGCAGCCUCCUAGAGGAGAGGGACAAGGCUGGAGAGACCUCCAGAGCAGCUGGCAAGGGGGACGGCUGGAGCCAGGGUGGGGGUGAUGGGGCCAGAUCAGAGAAAUCCCUUUCUCCGGGCAUGCAGGGUGUUCGGCACUGCCCGGAGCCCCCCACGCAUGUGUGCCCGAUGGCCAAGAACCUGGGUCUGAAGCUGGAAGCUGUUCCCUGCCAAGGCUCUGCAUUUGCUGACAGAGAGGCCCCUUUGGACUCUACCCAGACGGCCUCUCCUGGGCUCCCCCCAGCCGGCCCACAUCGCAGGCGUAAGUUACCAGAGCAGAAGUCUCCGACGGCCAGCAGGUCGUGCUCCCUGCAGCAGCAGCAGGCGACGUCCUCGGAGAAACCCGGGGACACCAAGGCCUUGGAGAGCCGGCUGAGAAAGUGUGAGAGCACCGACUCGGGCUACCUGUCCCGCUCAGACAGCGUGGAACAGCCCCUGGCCCCCUGCAGCCCUCUGCACAGCCUGUCGGAGCACAGUGCCGAGUCCGAGGGGGAGGGGGUCCCGGCGCCUGGGGGGACCAGGGUCGAGCCAGCAGGGCGAGGGGCCAGCCUGGAGCUGGAGAAGAGGCACCUGGAGGAGCGUAUUGCCAGGCUCAUCUCACACAACCAGGCCGUGGUGGAUGACCCCCAGCUGGACAACGUGAGGCCCCGUAAGACUGUCCUGUCCAAGCAGGGCAGCAUCGACCUGCCCGUGCCUUACACGUAUAAGGACUCCUUCCACUUCGAGAUCCGGGCACCGGAGCCCGGCCGGAGGAGGCCCGGCGCCCUCUGCUCCACCCGCUCCACCUGCUCUGCCCCGGGUAAGGCCCGGCCCCUCUUCUUUCACUCCAUCCCCACUCAGCUCUCCACCACCGUGGAGUGCAUCCCUGUCACCAGGAGCAACUCGCUGCCCUUCAUCGAGGGCACCAGGAUGUGGCAGGAGCCACCAGACCCCCAGGACACCUGCCCCAGGAGGCAGAAGCCUCUGAGCCCCAGGCCCGUCCCUGCCCAACUGGUGGAUGUCUCCAGCUGUCACCCCCGGGCCCUGGUCAGACAGGCGGCAGUGGAGGACUUGCUGUGUCCCCCCACUGGAGACGCCGUGGCCCCUGCAGAGGACCUAGAUGGAAAGAGAACUGUUGUAGGGGAGGGGGCCGCUGGCAAGGGCAGAGUGGCCGGUAGGAAAUGCAGCCAGAGGAAGUUGAAGAUGUUUUCCCAGGAGAAGUGGCAAGUGUACGGGAAUGAGACAUUCAAGAGAAUGUACCAGAAGAUGAAAACCAGCCACCAUGGAAGCAAGAAGGCGAGGGCGGUGAGAGUGGGCAGUGGGACAGAGCUGGACCUUCCUCUCCAGGAAGAGGCAGACGGGAGCCAGCGCAAAGCCCCAUCCCAGGACUGGAGGACCCUUGUCUGUGGGGACACUUCUGUGGGGACCAAGCCAAGGCCUUGGGGAAGUCCGCCAGCCACAGAGACCUUGGUGACUGAGCCCCCCAAGCAGAGGGAGAUGGUGGCCAGAGCAGGAGGCAGUGACCAGCCCGGGGUGAACAGGGCUGUGUCAUCCCCCAUCUCAAACUGCAGAGAACCCCCCUCUUUGGGCAGCAAGAGCCCUUUGUUUCCUCCAAAUGGGAGGCUGGAAUUGGGGUGUCAGCUGUCCCCAGUACCUGGUCCCCUCAAAGGAGGGGACCUAGAGGCUCCCAGGCCAGUUUUGCCAGACCCCAAGCUGGAAGGAGAAGGCACCUGCAGUGGUGGGGGCACGAAGGACGCCUGUCAGCGGGCCCAAACCGUCGUCCUGAGACAGCCCAGCGGGAGCUCUGGAGAGCAACAGCCCACGGCGGGCAAACUCCCCUCAGAGAGGAAGAAGCUGAGGGUGGAGGAGCUGAGCUGCCAGGAGCAGCCGGGGCCUCUGGGAGCAGGAGGUGAGACCCCAGGGGGCUCUGAGCAGGCCGCCUCCCUGCCAUCUUGGAAGCAGGACGGUGACCCUGGGGACCAGCCAGGGGGGCUGCACUGGAGUGCCGACGGCAUGACGAGGGCCCGGCCCAGGCCCAUGGAGGCCUCUGGCGCCUCUUCCACUGCUUCUUCCUCAGCCCUGAGGCCAGUGGGGCCGGGAGACAAGGAACUCACACUGAGUCCUACAGCUGUAGUCCCCCGGGGUCACUCCCAGCCGGCCACCCCGCCUCGGGCUCCCGGAGUCCUCCCUGCCCUGGCCGACACUGCCUUUCCCCCCAAGUACCUCCUCAAGUUCCCUCAGGGAGAGACCCAGGGUCUGGGCCAAGGCCAGGGCACGCUCUGCAGGAGUGGGCAGCCCGAGGAACAGGCCUCUUUUGUUGGAUCAGGGAUGGGGACCGUCCUGCCUCUGGGCCCAGCCUCAGACCAGGCCCCAGGUGAAGCAGACAGCUUCGGGGAGUACCCCAGCUGGUCCAAGCUGUGGGGCAGGAGAAAGGGGGUGCAAGGAGAAGAGAAAGGACACUUGGACACCAGCACCCCAGCAGUGGGGGUGUCUCUGAGCUUGACCACUGGGGCUCCCAGGGAGAUGGCCUCUUUCCUACACACCCUGUCCUGUGACUCCCAGAGGAGUGAGACCCAUGACAGUGGAAACCUCGGCAUGGGUGGCGCUGGGGCAAAGGCCUGGCCCUCUGCUGGCGUCCCAAGUCCCUGGGCACCCAGCAGAGAGGUGGGAGGGCCUCCUGAGAAGGCCCCAUGUGACCCUCACUCGGGGCCCCCUCUGCCAGCGCUCAGCCCCUGCUGCUCCCUCCGGCCCAGCUCCUUCCUCUCAGCCCUGACUCCCCCGGGCUGGCCUGAGCUGGCCUUGCCCACCCACUCAGAGACUCCUGGGAGCUGCAGGGCCCAGGGCCCCUUCCCCUCGCUGAGGGCCGAGCCCCAGCUCACAUGGUGUUGCUUGAAGCGCAGCCUCCCUCUGCCCACGGAGCAGAAGGAGAAAGCAACUUCUGUGUACUUGGCACUGCACUUCCCUGGUGACAGCCCCCCAGACAAGGGUCCGGACACUGGACCGGUCAGCAAGGCGGUGUCUGGAGGAUGGACCAGCACAAACCUGAGCGAAGGAGGGCAGGCGCAGACGUCUAAGCUCUCCUACCCAACAGCCCCAGGGAUGGUGUCCCAGGACCAGGGGUCGGAGCAAGAAUGGAAUAAAGGACUGCCUCGGAGGAGAGGGAAGGGGUCCCGUGGGAGCAGCAAGCAGAAGAAACUGAGCGUCAACUCCAGAAGGUACAGAGGGAAUUUCUUGCAGUGUCGUGUUCAUAUGAAAGCAGAUAGACUGCGCAAGCCACUCCGGGUGCUGAGAAAAGACAGUCACCCUCCCCCACUCAAGGGGCUGGACCCAUGCAGGACUCUUGGGCAGUCUUCUUCAGACAUGACAGGUACCAGGCUGCAGGAUGAGCAGGAGAUAGCCAUCUAUGCUCUCAAGAGCCUGAAGUUUAGCAGCGGGGACAGAUGCCUGUGA